GACCGUGGGGAGUAGAACAGCUACAUCACCUCAACUCCCCUGCUGAGGGGCGCGGCGCCGUCUGGAGAGGGCUGCUGCGCCGCGGGUCGCUCCCUGGCCAGGGAUCGAGCUCGCAGCUGCGGUGACUCCAGAUGGCUUCACAGCGCUGCACUUUAACCCCUUGCAUCGCCAGGAGGGCCCCCUUUUCUGUUUUUGUGUGUUUCGUUGGUUUAAGACAGUGAUGACAGAUGUUCAUGGCAGGACGCGACCCCGGGGGCUGAAGAGGACUUCACCUCAAGGCUGCCGAAGUCGAGUUUACUAAUGGACUUGAUAGUUUCCUUUUGAGCCCAACACAGUAUCUUUUCAUCAGCCGGGGAAAUGUCUGAUGAGGAAAUCAAAAAGAAGACACUAGCUUCAGCUGUAGCCUGUUUAGAAGGGAAGUCACCAGGGGAGAAAGCGGCGAUCAUACAUCAGCACCUUGGGCGUCGGGAAAUGACAGAUAUGAUCAUUGAGACCAUGAAGUCCAACCCAGAUGAGCUAGAAGCCACCAUAGAAGAAAUGAAAUCUUCAGAAGCUUCCCUCACUGCACCUAGAAGUAAGGAUCAAAGUAAAGAAUGCGUAAGCACUGCUCCCGAUUCUCCAUCCAAACAGCUUCCAGACCAGAUCUCCUUCUUCAGUGGAAAUCCAUCAGUUGAAAUAGUUCAUGGUAUUAUGCACCUCUAUAAGACAAAUAAGAUGACCUCCUUAAAAGAAGACGUGAGGCGCAGUGCCAUGCUGUGUAUCCUCACAGUCCCGGCUACCAUGACCAGUCAUGACCUUAUGAAGUUUGUCGCCCCAUUUAAUGAAGUAAUUGAACAAAUGAAAAUCAUCAGAGACUCUACUCCAAAUCAAUAUAUGGUGCUGAUAAAGUUUAGUGCACAGGCUGAUGCAGACAGCUUCUAUAUGGCCUGUAACGGCCGCCAGUUCAACUCCAUAGAAGAUGACGUUUGCCAGCUGGUCUAUGUGGAAAGGGCUGAGGUGCUGAAAUCUGAAGAUGGCGCCAGCCUCCCAGUGAUGGAUCUGACCGAGCUCCCCAAAUGCACGGUGUGUCUGGAGCGCAUGGACGAGUCUGUGAAUGGCAUCCUCACCACGCUGUGCAACCACAGCUUCCACAGCCAGUGUCUGCAGCGCUGGGAUGACACGACGUGUCCUGUGUGCCGGUACUGCCAGACGCCAGAGCCAGUCGAAGAAAACAAGUGUUUCGAGUGUGGUGUUCAGGAGAACCUCUGGAUUUGCUUAAUAUGUGGUCACAUCGGGUGUGGACGAUACGUGAGUCGCCAUGCUUAUAAGCACUUCGAGGAAACCCAGCACACGUACGCCAUGCAGCUCACCAACCACCGCGUGUGGGACUACGCUGGAGAUAAUUAUGUCCAUCGACUGGUUGCAAGUAAAACAGAUGGAAAAAUAGUACAGUAUGAAUGUGAGGGUGAUACUUGCCAGGAAGAGAAAAUAGAUGCCUUACAGUUAGAGUACUCGUACUUACUAACAAGCCAGCUGGAGUCUCAGAGAAUCUACUGGGAAAACAAGAUAGUGCGGAUAGAGAAGGACACAGCAGAGGAGAUUAAUAACAUGAAGACCAAAUUUAAAGAAACAAUUGAGAAAUGUGACAAUCUGGAGCACAGACUAAACGAUCUCCUUAAAGAAAAGCAGUCUGUGGAAAGAAAGUGCACUCAGCUAAACACGAAAGUGGCCAAACUCACCACAGAGCUCAAAGAGGAGCAGGAAAUGAACAAAUGUUUGCGUGCCAACCAAGUCCUGCUGCAGAAUAAGCUGAAGGAGGAAGAGAGGGUGUUGAAGGAGACCUGCGACCAAAAGGACCUGCAGAUCACCGAGAUCCAGGAGCAGCUGCGAGACGUCAUGUUCUACCUGGAGGCACAGCAGAAGAUCAACCACCUGCCGGCUGAGGCCCGGCAGGAAAUCCAGGAGGGACAGAUCAACAUCGCCAUGGCCUCAGCCUCCAGCCCCCCUCCUUCUGGCAGCAGUGGGAAGCUGCCCUCCAGGAAGGGCCGCAGCAAGAGGGGCAAGUGACCUUCAGAGAAAUGGAUAUCCUUGAGACUCUUCCCCGGCACGGUGAGGGUGUGCUAGGGCCUUCAGCUAAAUGUGAGGGUGGACCCCGAAUAAGCACAAGCAAGGAUCAAGCCGCAGGUGUUUGGUGUGUGUUUCAUUUGCCAGUGUGUGCUGUGACCGGGGCGGGGGCGCUGACUAGGGAGCUGAGGGGGUGGACCAUCGUGGAAAGGUGGCUGCUUUUUUUCAGCUGUAAUGUUCACUAACUCAGACAUUCUGACGACCAUUUUGCCUUCCUACUUGACAGACGCCCCAACUCUGCUGUGCAUUUUUCCUCUGUAUUUAUUGAGUUGGCAUAUUUGACCUUCAGUGCUGGGUCCAUUUAAGACAUUGAAAUUUUUUUUGGCAACUUCGAAGGUAACGUGACCUCGUCCAGAAGCACCACGCCUCCCCGAGCUUAUAGCGGCUGCUUUAAAGAGAGGUUCCCGUAGGCUACUGAGGUUUUAUGAAAUGUCCUUAGCACUAGUCUCAUCAUUACCUCCCUUCCACCACCACCCCCAGGGGAACUGAAGAAUUGGUUGAAUGUUUCAUGAAAAGAGGCGCUGGCCUCUCACCAGCAGCCGUUUCUUCUUACUCUGGAAUCAGCCAGGAAAAGCAAACAGCCAGUAGACCCAGUGUAGGAAAAUGGUGGUGUUCCCGUUGCUUAUUUUUGAUGGCUCCAUACUCCAUUAUGAAUCUCCUAUGAGGAGGAGGCUUAGUAGUAGCCCCAAGACUCAAAUCUCAGCGGAUUUCCUCACACGAGCAAGAAUAAGCAGGCACACUUGCAAGCCGUGUGAAAAUGUGGACGGAGGUCUCCGCCUGGCUGAUUGUGUAUUUUGCUGGGAUCAGUAUUUUCUGAAUGUUUACAAAAGACUGGGCGGCAUGUUCAGGUUGCGGCUAGAGGGAGCUUGAGCACAUUUUCAGUUAUGCUUGCAAGAUAGAACCAAAGGCUGUUUCUCAAUCUGAAAAUCAGAAUUUUAACAGAGCCCCUUUACAGCAGUCUGCAGUGCUUGUUGAGGGUCAACAGAGGGUUUGUGUACUUUCUUGGGAAACCGAAGCAUCCAACAAUUUGUCAUACUCAGUGACUGAGCAAGAGGAAUGUAAGCCCUGUGUUGUAAUUUAGUUUCCAAAAGACGUAGUUGGAUGGUUAAGGGACAUGCUGUAAAAUGAGGGGCUUGGGCUUGUUUUUUCCUUCUUAUAACUAGCCAAAGUUUUCAACUUAUUACACUUUCAGAAGUGUUUUAUAGCCUUUGGUUCGGCCUCAUCCCCUUUGACCUGACGUCUUUCUUGUUACCUGUUAGCACACCGGCUGUAUCGCUAACCACCAUCUAUUGUGGGAUGUGCUGCAGCAUUUCCCAAAGAACCUUACCUGUAACUUUGCAAAAUGAAUGUACUCAGACAUUCUCAGUUUUUACGUAGGCAAACCAACUCUCCUAAGUCCCCCUUGGACUUACAUAUAUAUAUAUGCGCGCACACAGAUAUCUUAAAGCAAGAGUGGGAAUGUAAAGCGUAACUUAAUUCUCUUUCCUAUAGAGAUUCUAUUUUAUUUAAAAUCUAUUUUUACACUAGUUAGAAUCUUGCUUUUUUGGCCAAGCACUUGUUUUGCAUGUCUGACCUUGCAGAAGCUGGGGUGGAUCAUCGCAGCAUACUAAUUAAGAGAAUUGGAAGUAGUUUGCAAAGCUUACUUGAUCCUCAUUUCUCAAUGAUCACCUCCAUCAAGCAGCCCUACCACCAGCUGGGAGAACAGAGAUUUUCAGUCUAGGUGGGAGAAAUAUUCUGACAGGCUGUGCUCAUAGGAAUGAGCAACUAGGCAAAUAUUUCCAAACUACUUGAAGGCUUACGAAAUUGUUCCAAGAAAAAAAGAAAACGUAUCGAGAUCUAUAAAGAAAAAAAUUUUUUAAUGGUCAGAGUCCUGGUUGAAUUUGACAAAAUUAUAUAAGAUAGAAACUGUUAGUGUUUUCUUGGUUGGAAAUGAACCACUUAACAUAUCCAUACUACCUUGAACACCUUGAACAUUGAAACUGCAUUAAAAUAACCAAACUUCGAAA
Condylura cristata (star-nosed mole) is the source of this 4109-nucleotide messenger RNA. RefSeq names its product BRCA1 associated protein (gene BRAP). Gene Ontology annotation, cellular component: cytoplasm. The record is from RefSeq and is a predicted model, not a curated record. Gene Ontology annotation, biological process: protein ubiquitination; Ras protein signal transduction. NCBI's taxonomy places the organism in Eukaryota, Metazoa, Chordata, Mammalia, Eulipotyphla, Talpidae. The transcript is spliced from 12 exons. Bases 358 to 2046 code for a protein of 562 amino acids. Gene Ontology annotation, molecular function: ubiquitin protein ligase activity; nucleic acid binding; zinc ion binding.